UUAAGCAAGCAUCAUGAGUGGAAGAGGUAAAACCGGUGGUAAGGCCAGAGCAAAGGCUAAGACUCGCUCCUCCAGAGCAGGGCUUCAGUUCCCGGUCGGUCGUGUUCACAGACUUCUCCGUAAAGGAAACUACGCCGAGCGCGUCGGUGCCGGUGCUCCGGUUUAUCUGGCCGCUGUGCUCGAGUACCUGACCGCUGAGAUCCUGGAGUUGGCCGGAAACGCCGCUCGGGACAACAAGAAGACCCGUAUCAUCCCCCGUCACCUGCAGCUGGCGGUGCGUAACGACGAGGAGCUGAACAAACUCCUGGGCGGAGUGACCAUCGCUCAGGGCGGCGUGCUGCCCAACAUCCAGGCCGUGCUGCUGCCCAAGAAGACCGAGAAACCCGCCAAGACCAAAUAAAUUACAGCGGUUUUAACAAACCCAAAAGGCUCUUUUAAGAGCCAACCACUUUCUCUU
Molecule: messenger RNA, 457 nt
Organism: Puntigrus tetrazona (Sumatra barb)
Lineage: Eukaryota; Metazoa; Chordata; Actinopteri; Cypriniformes; Cyprinidae
Product: histone H2A
Exons: 1
Coding region: 14-400 (128 amino acids)
Cellular component (GO): nucleosome
Molecular function (GO): DNA binding; structural constituent of chromatin; protein heterodimerization activity
Source: RefSeq, a predicted model, not a curated record